Messenger RNA from Heterobasidion irregulare TC 32-1, 933 nucleotides. RefSeq lists its product as uncharacterized. Gene Ontology annotation, molecular function: nucleic acid binding; zinc ion binding. The record is from RefSeq and is a predicted model, not a curated record. Lineage: Eukaryota; Fungi; Basidiomycota; Agaricomycetes; Russulales; Bondarzewiaceae. The transcript has a single exon. Bases 1 to 933 code for a protein of 310 amino acids.
AUGUCUGACCCCUCAUUCGCUCUCCCUUCUGUCUCCCCUCUCAAUAAUCGCAACUAUCCUUCCUGGUCCAAGGAGAUCAAGGCCUGGCUUCGUCUCAAAGGCCUGUGGAUUCUGGUCUCUGGUGAUGAGACAGCCCCUGUUGGCACGAAGGAGAAGCCUGCUGACCCAAGGGAGGUGGCAGAGUGGAAGAGGAAUGCUCAGAAGGCUGCUGGUGCGCUCUUACUUUCGGUUGAGGACCAGUUCAGAGGCGUCUUGGAUGGCAUUGAGGACGACCCCAUUGCUAUUUGGACUAAACUGGAGGAGCAGUUCAACAAGAAGUCUGCUGGAUCAUGUUUCAAUGCGAUGGAGGACCUCUUCUCAAUCAAGAAGCGCAACAAUGAGUCCCUCCAGUCCCUCAUUCAUCAUGUCAAUGAGUCUAUGCGCGUCUUGAAGAACCUCCGCGACUCUGGCUUCGAUCUCAAGAAGCAGGACGAGGAGCUCACUUGCAUGGCCCUCUUGUGGUCUCUCCUCUCUGAGUUUGACACCUUCUGCUCCUCCCUCAGUCUUAUGGACGUCUUGUCUCACUCCAAGCUCAAGGAUGUGUUCAGGCGCGAGGAUUUGAACCGUGCGCGUCGUUCUGAUCCCACAGACUCUGCACAGGCCCUUGUGGCAUCCUUUGCUUCAUCCCCCUCCUCUUCCUCCACCUCCUACAGACGUUCCAGGCCACCCAGGAAGCAGUACAAGUGCGACUUCUGUGGUGCCACUGGCCACACUGAUGACAGGUGCUUCAAGAGGAUCAAUGAGGAGCUGAAGAAGUCCAAGCCACAGCAGGCCCACCCGGUUCAGGCUCCUGAAGCCUCUGGUCCCAUGCAGUUUGCAGGCAAUGCAAGUUUUCGUUCCCCUGCUCUAUCCCCUUCGUCCACAGCCCCCUCACUCGUCACUGACCUCGAUUAG